This is a messenger RNA of Mytilus californianus (California mussel), 306 nucleotides long. Its product is annotated as ribonuclease kappa-A-like. The record is from RefSeq and is a predicted model, not a curated record. Lineage: Eukaryota; Metazoa; Mollusca; Bivalvia; Mytilida; Mytilidae. Bases 1 to 306 code for a protein of 101 amino acids. Gene Ontology annotation, molecular function: RNA endonuclease activity. The transcript is spliced from 2 exons.
AUGGUUUCGUGUCCAAUUUGUGGACCAAAGCUGUCCAUUUGUUGUACAGUACUUAGUAUUUGGGGUGUUGUGAUGUUGGCCUUGUUAGGUGUAUUCUUCAGAAUACACAGUCCUGCAUUGUUUGAAGACAUUCCAUUAACAGAAGAAGACUGGGAACACCAUAACCACACACAAUCAUAUCUACAUGAGAAAUAUGAACAAGCUGGGCUCAACUGUUUUAUAGCUGCAGGGAUAUAUGUCCUCUUCUUUUUCUUUUCCUGUUUUCAACAAAGAAUGAAUGCUAGAUCUAGUAAUAUAAUUAAUUAA